This is a messenger RNA of Tarenaya hassleriana, 809 nucleotides long. RefSeq names its product protein C2-DOMAIN ABA-RELATED 4-like. The transcript has 3 exons. The coding region runs from base 147 to 701 and encodes 184 amino acids. NCBI's taxonomy places the organism in Eukaryota, Viridiplantae, Streptophyta, Magnoliopsida, Brassicales, Cleomaceae. The record is from RefSeq and is a predicted model, not a curated record.
GACCUGUUACUUUCUUUUUCUAAAACGUAACGGAACGGGAAUUAGGAAAAGGGGAGUUUUUCCGUUGAGUUUCAGUGACGUAAUUAACAAAUAAUGGCUUAUUAAUAUUAUUGUUCAUUGUGAGUUUGAUCUGAAGAGGAAGAAGAAUGAUGACGGAGACGGAGCGACAGUAUCCAACAUGUCCGGAGAGGACAACGUCGCUGAUGGAUAGCCUGUUGGGACUCUUAAGGAUCAGAGUUAUCCGCGGCGUCAAUCUCGCCGUCCGUGACGUCCGUAGCAGUGACCCUUACGUCGUCGUCAAGAUGGGGCGUCAGAAAUUAAAGACCCGAGUGGUUUACAAGGAUGUCAACCCUGAAUGGAAUGAAGAUCUUACCCUCUCUGUUACGGAUCCCAAUCUCAACGUCCUUCUCACGGUGUACGACCAUGACACAUUCAGCAAGGACGACAAGAUGGGGGAUGCAGAGUUCGAGAUAAAGUCGUACGUAGAAGCGCUGAGGAUGCAACUAGAAGACCUGCCGAGCGGAACCAUCAUUACGAGGAUCACCCCCUCCCGACACAACUGUCUGGCCGACGAAUCACACAUCACUUGGUCCGACGGCAAACUCGUUCAAGAUCUCUUUCUCAGAUUGCGACAUGUCGAGUGCGGUGAAGUCGAGGUUCAGCUCCAAUGGAUCGACCUUCCUGGCUCCAAGGGGCUAUGAAUUCUAUCCAUCUCUUAAUUUUCCUGCCCUUUUCUUUUGUACGCAGAGAUUUUAACCCUUUCAUAUAUUUUGGUAUAUAGUCUAAAUACAAUAGAAAUCGUGACGAGA